AUGACAGUAUCCCUUUUUGGGUGUGCAUAUCUUGGACCAUUUGGGCAUUUCUACCACUUAUUGUUGGAUAAGUUGUUCAAGGGCAAAAAAGACACGACAACAGUUGCCAAAAAGGUGUUGCUUGAACAAGUGACAUCUUCUCCAUGGAACAACUUGAUUUUUAUGCUUUACUAUGGGCUUGUUAUCGAGGGAAGAUCAUGGAUCCAAGUGAAAUCUAAAAUCAAGAAGGAAUACCCCACAGUACAAUACGCAGCAUGGACGGUAAAUCCAUAAUUUCAGUUUUUACUCAUAUUUUUAUAAAUUUCUGUUGUACAAAUCUUUUAAAGAAAUAGCAAUU
Lactuca sativa (garden lettuce) is the source of this 337-nucleotide messenger RNA. Lineage: Eukaryota; Viridiplantae; Streptophyta; Magnoliopsida; Asterales; Asteraceae. The record is from RefSeq and is a predicted model, not a curated record.